Molecule: messenger RNA, 1838 nt
Organism: Marasmius oreades (fairy-ring Marasmius)
Lineage: Eukaryota; Fungi; Basidiomycota; Agaricomycetes; Agaricales; Marasmiaceae
Exons: 1
Coding region: 1-1812 (603 amino acids)
Source: RefSeq, a predicted model, not a curated record
AUGCCCCAAAUCAAUCUUAAAUCGACUGCUCUUCCUCCUCGUUUCUUUGCCGCCACGUUCGUUCAAAGACGUCCCAGAGAUGAACACCAGGACUCAGAUAUUCACUCAGAUCAUCGCCCAUCGGUAAUUCCUGCUGGAGACUCUCUUCCUCAAGAUAGAAAUGAACAUAAAUCUUCACGAACAGAUGGGCGCGACCAUUCUGUUCAACAGUUCACUGACAUACCACCACCUAUACCAGACAACGGUCCACUCAGUCUUUCCUAUUCACGAACAACAUUGUUGCCAUACUCUUCGUUUCUGUCAGCUCGUUCUUCAAGCCUUAUGGCUCUUCACCCUUUGACAUCGGCCACAACCAUGCUCGCCGUUACAAAUCGACCACUACAACCGUCGGAAUCUGUGUCAUCUACCAUACAUCCGUCUAACUCGUCGAGCCCUAUUUCCCUUCAACAUCAAGCUCCGAACUCUCCCAAGAUCCCUAUUCCUGUCAUUAUAUCUGUUGCUGUCAGUGUUGGCCUUUUCAUCGUUGCGGGCAUUAUUUUCCUUCGCGUCUGCAAGCAUCCUCGUCCUCGUGAACGUCCCAAGCCCUCAUUACCGAUCUUGGAUUACCCCUUUGUUGAAGAAGACAUGUGCAAAUUCAACGAGUCGCCACUGUUUGGAGGGCAAGAACGCUUUUCUACAAAUAGUGGCAAUAACAGCGGUUUGUGGGCUUGGACACAAUACCCUCAAGUCAAAUCCACACAAGUACCUAUUGUGCAGCUGUUCCCUCCACCGGCUCCUGGGUCCAUUGAACCCGAAAAUCGCCCGUCCCCACCUCCUUCAGCCGCAGCCGCAGAACGUUCUCGCGGGUUGUUGGCCGCGCGACCACCACCAUCUCAAAGCGUUCCGACCCUUGGCGCCUCCUUACUUUCUGUGAGUUCAACACGUCAAGACAAAGCAACCAACUCGGCAAUGUCGUUACACAGACUCUCGGACAGGUCCCUCUCACUAUACCCCAACUCGCCUGUGUGUACCCAAACCGAGGCAAGUUUCAGCGCUGGUCGACCCAGUCGGUCUGAUGGAUUGGGCAAGGAUGAGUCUUCGUCCUCGCGCGACAUCGCUUAUGAUGGAGCGGACAUCGCCUCGCCUCAGUUCUUUGCACAGGACUUAAUUGAAGAGUCGCCGUCAUCCCCCAACCCCUCGGGUAGCCGCAGCCGUAUCAAGUCCUCCUACUUCAGCUACACUCCGGGAUCAUAUCCUCGCAUGUCUUCUGUCCAAUCAGGAAUAGCGACUUCGAAAGAUGAUGACUUUGAUCUCAGGAAGCUACCGCCUAUCCACAAAUCUGAAUCAGAUUCUCGCCGAGAAAAAGCAUUCGCGGCUGCACUGGGAGUGACAUCACCGAGUACAGUCCACACGACGCCGUUAUCGCCUCCAGCUACCCUGUAUCCUGACGACUCAUUGAGUGUUGUCGACGCUAAGCGGUCUAGUCGCCGUCUGCACAGGAAACCGACUCCAAACUCGAAGCUGAAACGAAAAUCUUGUAUUGAAACCAGUACGAUAAGGACGUCGUUGGAUUCGAGUACUGCAUUGGGUAGUUUGAUGCUGAUGGAGUUUGGAGCGACAAGUAAAUCGUCCGGAAUGUUGUCGGAUAACAAUUUCAUCAGCUCCAAUGGAAGACCGGUUGGUCCACCACGGGUUCCAUCGCCACCUCCGUUGCCAUCAUUGGCACAGAUGGGAUUAGAGCACGCAAAUCCGGAGGGGUAUGGGGAAUAUAGAAGCGCAACAUACAGCAUCUGUGGCUUGUAUGAGGGAGAUAGAAAGAGUAGAAUGGGAUAGAGUCGCAACUUAAUUUUACUAUUUUC